GGACUGAUCUGAGGAUUGUUCUUCUGGGUAAAACUGGAUCAGGAAAAAGUGCAACAGGAAACACUAUCCUGGGCAGAAAGGCUUUUGAAGUUGUUGAUUUCAUGAAAUCAGCCAAUAAAUCAUGUGAGAAACAGGAAGGAGUGGUGGAUGGAAAAAACGUCUCUUUAAUUGACACUCCAGGACUAUUUAACACAGCUAUGGAUAAACAACAAGUGAAGACUGAAAUAGAAAAGUGUGUGCAGAUGUCAUCUCCUGGUCCUCAUGUGUUUCUGCUGGUGCUAAAGCUAGGUGUGAGUUUCACAAAAGAAGAGAGAGAAGCAGUGAAAUGGAUUCAGGAGAACUUUGGAGAAGAAGCUAUGAGUCGUACCAUCAUUCUGUUCACUCACGCUGAUCUGCUGAAGGGAAAACCUGUGGAAGAGUACAUUAGUAAAAGUGACUAUUUAAUGGAAUUAGUUCGAAGCUGUGAAGGCAGAUAUCACUCAUUCAACAAUGAGGACAGAAACCAUCAAGAUCAGGUCACUGGACUGCUGAAAAAUAUUGACACAAUGAUGAAGAAAAAUGAAAUGAUGCCUUACAUUUUUGAGAUGUUUAAAACAACUCAGACAGAAAUUACAAGGAGAAAAAAUCAGACAGUGAUUGCAUGUGCAGUUGCAGUGCUGCUACUUGGUAUAGUUUUUGCAUUUCUGCAACAGCAGAAGAUGAAGUUGGAGCUACAGGAGAAGAUGAUGUUAGAGCAACAGGAAAAGAUGAGGUUGGAGCAACAAGAGCAGAUGAUGUUAGAGCUACAGGAGAUGAUGAUGAUGUUAGAGCAAGAAGAGAAAAUGAUGUCGGAGCUAGAGGAAAUGUUGAGGUUGGAGCAACAUGAGAUGAUGAUGUUGGAGCUACAGGAGAAGAUGAUGUUGCAGCAACAGGAGAAGAUGAUGUCGGAGCUAGAGGAAAUGUUGAGGUUGGAGCAACAGGAGAAGAUGAUGUUAGAGCUACAGGAGAAGAUGAUGUUAGAGCUAUAG
Sinocyclocheilus rhinocerous is the source of this 1007-nucleotide messenger RNA. RefSeq names its product GTPase IMAP family member 7-like. The record is from RefSeq and is a predicted model, not a curated record. The transcript has a single exon. The annotation marks the transcript as partial. Gene Ontology annotation, molecular function: GTP binding. Lineage: Eukaryota; Metazoa; Chordata; Actinopteri; Cypriniformes; Cyprinidae.